AUGGCAGCCACGUACGGCUUCCGGCCAGAGUACCAGUCGCUGCUGAGCGCCAGCCGCCCGGGCUCGAGCACCCUCUCGCAGCCGUCGGACUUCAUCCACACCGAGUUCAACUUCGAGCCCUACAUCAAGGCGCAGCUCUCGCUCAAGCUCGACAACGACGCCCAGCUCUGCCCCGACUUUCUCGCCACCCGCUCCUGCCCGCGCUCCACGGCGUGCCCGCGCCGCCACGUCUCCCCUUCGCCCCUCAACUUCCUCGCCCCCAACUCGCACCUCCUCCGCGACCCAAACAAGCGCACCGUGUGCAAGCACUGGCUCCGCGGCCUCUGCAAAAAGGGCGAACAGUGCGACUACCUCCACGAGUACGACCUACGCCGCAUCCCCGAGUGCCGCUUCUUUGCCACCUUUGGCUUCUGCAACAGCGGCGACGACUGCCUCUACCUCCACGUCGACCGCAAAAUCAAGCGCAGAGAGUGCCAGCGCUACAACCGCGGCUUCUGCCCGAGAGGCCCCGACUGCCCCAAGAAGCACGUUCGCCGCGUCGCCUGCCCGUGGUACCUCUGCGGAUUCUGCCCGCUCGGUCCAAGCUGCAAGAUGGGACACAUCAAAUCGACACCCCCCUCGGCGGCAUCGCGCUCCUCGUCGCCCAUCCAGACGCACCGACCGCUGACGGCCGCAGAGGCCUUUGGCGGCGGUGAUCGACUGGGGGCGCGCGACGACGGCGGCUUCGACGGCCCGCCGGGGCGCAGACCGCGCUACGGCGCCGACGCCGGUGCGUCGGGUCCCGGUGGCGGCGGUCCACCUGGGUCGAGGUCGGACCAGAUGGGACCCAGAGGCGGUCGACCCUCCGGCGGCGGCGGCGGCGGUGGUGGCGGAGGAGGGUGGAAGAAGGAUCUCAGCGAAGUCCUCUGCUUCAAGUGCGGGGAGUACGGCCACUUUGCCAAUACGUGUCCCAACCCGAACCGGCCGGGCAAUCGGGGCGGCCUCGAACGGACGACGGGCGGGCGCGAACGCAGCACGGGCGGCCGUGGCGGUGCCGGUGGUGGUCGGCCUGGACCGUACUAG
Pseudozyma flocculosa PF-1 is the source of this 1062-nucleotide messenger RNA. RefSeq lists its product as uncharacterized. Lineage: Eukaryota; Fungi; Basidiomycota; Ustilaginomycetes; Ustilaginales; Ustilaginaceae. Gene Ontology annotation, molecular function: zinc ion binding; RNA binding. The record is from RefSeq and is a predicted model, not a curated record. The transcript has 4 exons. Bases 1 to 1062 code for a protein of 353 amino acids.